ACGCGGCUGACAGGCAGAGGCGGAGAAUGUGACGCAAGAGUAGGCGGGGAGAGAGGGCGGAAGUUGUUGUAUUGCAGCAGGAGGCUGUUUGUCUGUGCUGCUGCUGACACAGCCGGGAUCCCGGAGUCAGAGAUUCUCUUUCCUCUUCUCCCGAGCGCAGCCUGAUGACCGCUCCCGGAUACAGGGUCUUUCCUGUUUAGCAGCCCAGCUGGACUCUAUGGAAGUGAUGGAAAGUCCCCUGAACCUGGCACACCAGCAAAGCAGAAAAGCAGACCGGUUUUUGGCAACAGGCAAAUAUGAAGAAGCCAUUGCGUGCCACAAGAAAGCUGCCGCUUAUCUCUCAGAGGCCAAGAAGCUGACACAGUCUGAGCAGAUGUUGCCAAUAAUCCCACAGGCUCAGCUGUCCCUGGAGCUCCAGCGGGAAAGUCACAUGAAGCACCAACUGUUGAUCCAAGAGAGACUGAAGCGAGCGAGAAGAGAGGAGAAGCUCAGUGCCCAACAAAAAUCAGAGAAGGAACUGACUGCUCGUCUCCAGGCCUCCUACAGAUCCGCUACUGAUGACGUCGAUAGCCAAAAUACACUGGUUUCUGCGGGGCAGAAAUUAGGCUCCAACCCAGGGAAGUGUCCGCAGGAGAUCCCCAGCGUGCUGGAUAGAGAGCCAGACUCUCUCAUGUACUUGCUGCAGCGCAGGAAGGAGCCGGUGGAGACCUGCAAAAUAUCCAAAGCCCCUAAGGAUGACAAAACAAAACUGGAAGAGCAAGCGACCACCAUCAAAGAGUUAAACCAACUGGUGGACACGCUGCUCGCUGAGAACGAGGCUUUGAGAAAGGAGAACAAGAAGCUGCGGGCGGAAGUGGCCAGGCUGCGGAAGAAUCCAGAAAAGGAUCUGGACAUCGAUACGGAUUUCGUGGAGAAGUCAGAACUGUGGAAUAUGCAGCAGCCGACGGGAAGCGCAGCCAACCCCACGUCCGCCUGGCAGAAGUUUGUAGCGCACAGUGGAACGAACAUUCCCAAUCUUCCACCUCUAGACAUUCCUCUGCCGGAGCUUCCCCCUCUAGAGCUCCCUGAAGAUAUACAAUCCCAGCUUAAAGUACUUAUGGAUAGCUAGAGGCCUCGAUCAUCCGUGUACAAUCUCCAGGAAAGGGAAAUGUAUCAGGGCAGCAGUACUGUAAGGACAGUCUUACUGGACCAGGAUUCACUGUCAGAGGAAAUGUACAGGAUACUGGUCGACACGUCACUGUGAAACUGUCACUAAGAUUUCUCCUGAUGAACCUGACCGGAAAUCUACAACUGAUAAUGUUUCUCCCAAAUUUCUUUAUCUCCUGUCUCAGUAAUGCCUGGAAUCAGCGUUGCCUACAGUUUCUAACAGAGAUAAUGCAGAGCCUGUCUCUAACAUUCUCAUUAUGCAUUCAGAAUGUAUUUCUCUACUUAUGCACGAUACAUGCCUGGGUCCUUAGAGGGUGGCCAAACACGGGGAAUUGUCCUGGGCCAUGCAGAUAGUGGGGCCCAGCAGAGCAGCAAUGAGGAAAUCGUAUGAGAAAGCCCAACAAUACAGCACAAAUCCCCCUAAUCACAGACACCUCAGUGGCAUCUACUGUAGAAUCCGAGGUAAUAGUCUUUGGGAAGGGAGUGUGACUGUGGGAUAGCAGGUAUAGUAGGGAGAGAUGGUGCCUAUAGUAACAGUGGAUAAUAGUCUCUGGGAAGGGAGUGUGACUGUGGGAUAGCAGGUAUAGUAG
Xenopus laevis (African clawed frog) is the source of this 1736-nucleotide messenger RNA. RefSeq names its product nuclear receptor binding factor 2 S homeolog (gene nrbf2.S). The transcript has 4 exons. Gene Ontology annotation, biological process: autophagy. The record is from RefSeq and is a predicted model, not a curated record. NCBI's taxonomy places the organism in Eukaryota, Metazoa, Chordata, Amphibia, Anura, Pipidae. Bases 218 to 1108 code for a protein of 296 amino acids.